Molecule: messenger RNA, 785 nt
Organism: Acaulospora colombiana
Lineage: Eukaryota; Fungi; Glomeromycota; Glomeromycetes; Diversisporales; Acaulosporaceae
Source: the annotation of a GenBank genome assembly
AUGGCCACUCCCGGCAAGGCAAAUAAUACAAGAGUUCGCAAGAGUCCCCCUCAACAGAAUAAAUCUUCGGACCAUGAUAGUAACCUGGAGAUACUGACGGAUGAGCUUGGAAGAGUGAGCUUGUCCGAUGAUCGCACCCAAACCGCAAAGGAUGGAGGGGGUACGACUAUUAGGCGGCCCCAACUUAAGCUUUGGGAGCAGGAGAUCAUCCAAAGCAAUGGAGAGGUCAAACGGAAAGCAACCAUCGCACAAUUAUGUGAGGCCUAUCUUGCUGCUCGAAAGGAACGUCGUGCUAAAUUCGAUCAAGAUACCUCGGCCCGAAAGCUAUCUGGCCCUCAAUACGAGAAGGAGCUCAAGUCUUACCUCGGCCGAGAGCGUGUGAUACUGAGAAAACGAAGGACAAAAUUGAAGGUCGACCAGUUUCAUAUCAUUGCCCAAGUCGGGCAAGGAGGAUAUGGCGAAGUCUUUCUUGCAAGGAAGCAAGACUCUGGCGAAGUUUGUGCAUUGAAGAAGAUGCGUAAAGGAACGUUGAUUAAGAUGGACGAAGCGAGGCAUGUCUUGGUUGAACGAGAUAUCCUGACGGCCACCAAAAGCCCAUGGUUGGUUAGACUGCUAUAUGCUUUCCAAGAUCCUGAAUUUACUUCACAUAGGUACUUAGCUAUGGAAUAUGUACCUGGGGGAGAUUUCCGGACGUUAUUGAACAACUCCGGAGUCCUUAAGGAAGAACAUGCGAGGUUCUAUAUCUCCGAGAUGUUCGUCGCAGUCACAGAACUUCAUCGCCUCGG